Molecule: messenger RNA, 2091 nt
Organism: Zonotrichia albicollis (white-throated sparrow)
Lineage: Eukaryota; Metazoa; Chordata; Aves; Passeriformes; Passerellidae
Source: RefSeq, a predicted model, not a curated record
AUGGACAAAGUUUUAGAUGAAGCAGUAUCUGUGCCAAUUCCUCUAGUGAAUGGCCCUGAGUGGAUUGGGAAGAGGCUGGUGGGGGGCUGUGUUGUGGGAGCCCCCCAGCAGCACCAGGAGCACCAGGCAGGGAAAACACUGUGGGUGGCCCUUGGUGCUUCACUUGCCCGCUCUGUGGAAGUUCAACCCCAAAUCCUGACCUUCACCAUCAGUGGGAAGGCGCAGGAGGCGCAGCUGACGGUCGUGUGCCCCCGCGCUCGCAGCAAGAGGGGAACGGCCGUGCUGCGCUUCAAGAGGCUCCAGCUGGAGCAUUCCGAGAUGCUCCCCCUGGUCCUCCGUAACAGUGGCACCAAACCUGUCAAGUUUAUGUUACAGCUGGAGGAUGAGCACGGAGUGUUCUCCUUGAAAGGCAGGGCCUUCACAUUCAAGACAGUCCUCACUGGAGAUAUGGAAGAGGACUCCGUCAGAAACGAGACCAAGCCCCCAAAGCAGACUUUCGUCCUUCUGCGUCAUGGGCAAUCGGCACAGUUUAAGGUCAUUUUCAAACCCACUCUGGCUCAACGUGUGGAAGGGAAGAUUGCUCUGUUAGUGGGGGACAUCUGCAUGACCCUGGUUGAGCUGGUGGGUGAAGGCCACAACGACGAAUUCACCCUUGAUGGAUUAAAGGAAGACACCCAGGAGAGGAAUGCUAAGAGCAGUCUGAGGAAAGACAUCAUUGAUGCUGUCAGAGUGAAUCACAUCGAGUUUGGGCACUGUCCUGUCGGGAAGCGCUGCCGCAGGACCUUCACCAUCACCAACCGCACCCUUACGCAGGCCAUGCGCUUUGAGUGGGAUGCAGACGCCCCAUUCCAGUUCUCCCCCAAGGUGGGACACCUCCAUCCUGGCUGUGCCAAGGGCAUCACAGUGAUCUUGCGAUCAGAUGUCCCAGUCACCUUCAGAAGGCACCUUGUGAAAUGUAAGGUGACCAAGAUCAACUUUGAGCUGCCACGAAGGAAGGUUCUAGACUGGGACGACCAAAUGCGCACUGUGACAUGGAAGGAUACCAUGUGGAAAGACCCAGCAGCCAGGUGGCCUAAAAAAGAGAAGGUGGUUGAGCCAGUCCCGGAACCAGCUCACACUGUGGUGGAGGAGAGCAGCCAGGAGGCUGAGGUGUACCUCAGUGCUGUUGUUGCCCAUGCCCAGUUCAAACUGAGCACAACCGUGGUUGAGUUCAAGGAUACCUUGCCCUUCCAGACAAGGACAGCCUUUUUCAGGCUAUACAACACAGGGAAGAUAGCCCUGGAAUACUCCUGGGAGGAAGCUGGAGAUAGUGAAGCAGCGAUGAGGUCUGCUCUGGCACGUAAUUUCCUCUCCUCUGAAACUUUAAGGCGUUGCAGAAACCUGCUGCAUCGUUUUGGGUGGCAGCAGGACCACGAAACUCAGGCUUUUGAGCUGCGGCUGCUGCAGCGGCUGGCUAAGCACCUGCAGGAUUCCAAGCAGCAGCAGUUCGAGCAGCAGGACCAUCCCAAGAAGCUGCGCAACUCAAAGCGCGUUGGUUCCGCCCUGGAAAUCUUCCCAGAUGCCAUCUAUGACCUGCCACUGUUCUCCAUCAAGCCCUACCACGGCAUCAUCACUCCUGGCCAGAAGCAGGCCUUUCAAGUGCAGUUCUCCCCGAAGUGCGCGGGGAUGUUCCAGACCACCCUGCUGUGCAGAAUUUCUAACCUGAAUCCAACUGAGAAGAUGAGGCAGGUGACUGUGAAAGGCAGAGCCUUGGAGCAGAAGAUUCUUGGUAGGGCCGACGGAGAAAGGCCAGGGAGCCAAGGAUCAGGUGCUCUGGAAAGCAGCACCUGAGGGACAGCAUUUGUGUCAGCUGGAGCUCCUGCAGGAGGCAGCAACAUCGUGCCUUCUGCUGCUGCUGGUCUCCACCCUUCACCAGAGACCUCUGCAGCUACCCUUCCGAGCUCCAGUGAAGACCAACCUUAAAUCACCUACAUAACUGUUUAUUAGAUUGACAAUAAUUCAUUUUCAACAAUUAAUUGUUAAUAAACAAUUGUUAAUAAAUUGUUAACUGUCAGCUUGUCUUGGUUUGAAAGACAGGUGUCUGUGGGACCU